AUGGCGAACCAGAAGGAAAUAGAGGCUCUUAUAUACGAGGCCCUUAAUAAGCAGAAACAGGGCAAUCAACAUUCAUUGUGGGACUGUCUUGUGCUUGUAGGACUUACAUCUAUCAACCAAGGGCAUUAUGCGGCAUACCUAUAUAAAUCGGCCCUAGAGACUACUGCUAUUGAGUCUAAACAAUUAUUGUGGCGGCGCUACGCGGAUGCACUCUCAGAAAUGCUUAUAGUUGUUGGAUUGCCAAAGACAUUGAACGCGCUUUACUCAAUGAUGCCCAUGGUUGAAAAGAGCGAUCUAAUCAAUUUGAAAAAGUCAGACUGGGAAGCCGAUACGUCAGCGAGAGGCUGGCAGUACGCAACACUAACACAUCAUGACUUGGCCGACCGCUAUAAGGAGAUUGCCCUGUACGCACCUGACGUAGUAACACAUAUUACACUGAAUCUUUCGAUAGAGAAGUUGCUGUCAGAUUACUCUAUGCAUGAUGGACUUGCAACAAUGGCAUUACUAUUAACGGUACUGGUCACAAUGAAUUGUUCAAUCCAGGCUUCAUGGUAUGCGGAUGGAUACCUAAGGCACGGCGGUGAGAAAGAGAGCCUUCGUGGUGUUGUUGAGUUUGCGAAAAAGAUCGCGCAUGAUGCCGGUAGCGAACUCCCUGCGGACUUUCCCAGUGUAGAGAACAUGCUGGGCGGAACACCACCAUGA
Trichoderma asperellum CBS 433.97 is the source of this 702-nucleotide messenger RNA. The record is from RefSeq and is a predicted model, not a curated record. Lineage: Eukaryota; Fungi; Ascomycota; Sordariomycetes; Hypocreales; Hypocreaceae.